Messenger RNA from Cyprinodon tularosa, 4040 nucleotides. It is a transcript of the gene nrg3b, whose product is annotated as neuregulin 3b. NCBI's taxonomy places the organism in Eukaryota, Metazoa, Chordata, Actinopteri, Cyprinodontiformes, Cyprinodontidae. Bases 1431 to 3788 code for a protein of 785 amino acids. The transcript has 9 exons. Gene Ontology annotation, biological process: intracellular signal transduction; animal organ development; nervous system development. Gene Ontology annotation, molecular function: chemorepellent activity. The record is from RefSeq and is a predicted model, not a curated record.
GCAGAGCUUGAUCUUGUUUCUUUUCCCUCCACCUUUCUUGAUCCUAUCAGGAAGAAUAUGUUUCUAAUUCAAUCUCAUUUUUUUAGGAGGUGUGGAUGAGUUUCAGGAGGGGUCAGUCACUAUUUGUCACUUUAGAGUAUCUUUAGGGGACCGGAUGAGAAAGGAGCCCUGAACACUCACCGCAGCCUCCCCUCCCUCUCCUUCUUGCUCCCCUGUCUCUCCAUCCUCUCCUCCUCUCUUCUUCAGUCUGCAGCCUCCGACAGCAGCCGCCGCAUCAUUUUUCAGAGCAGCUGCCCCCUCCCUCCCUCUCUUUUUCUCUCACCCACCCUGCUCCUCUUCUCUCCGUCACCCCUUCUGCUGUUCGCACCUCCGUGGGAAUGCAGAACAGGGUAGGAUACUCGCAGAAUCAUCUUUUUGAACAAUUUUUAUGUUAUUUCUCCCCCACCCCCCCUUCCCUGAAUCUGGAAAGGGAAUAAUCCGAUCCGGGGGGGGUGGCCAGCGCCUGGAAACAGGACCUGGAUCAGCUGGAUCAACAAACAUCACCCCUUCUUCAGUCUUAUUGGCAGAUCGCUUCAGAUCCUUUUUUCCCUCAGCUGCCUGCUUUCAGUCGUGGCUCUUGGAUUAUUGUUACACCGUCAUCUGAAACGAGCGCUCCAACCCUGAGGGCGCAUUUAGAUGAAAAGUUGGAGCAGCCCUGCAAAGACACUGCAAGCGAAUUCCUUCUGUAUAUAUUUAAAUAUUUCCGAGUGAAAUGAACUGACGUGACAUCCAGGAGCGGUGGUUUACAUUUUUAAGGACCCCCCCUCCCCGUGCGGCUGAUAAUCAUCCACUAUAAGGCUGCAUAGGAGUCCUGGCUUGCUGCUGGAUUUAGUGCGCUCCCAUCCUGGUGGAUUUACGGCUCCAAUCUGUGGGAUCGAUAUAAAUAUAUGUGUAUACUUGGGGCACCUUUUUAACACUGGAGUGAAACAUCCUCGGAUUUUUCAUCGCUCAAUUUACGCAGAACUCCAGUGAAGCGCUGUUUCCCCUCCUAUUCCCCUCCUGCAGCCCUAUUUCUCCUGCUUGACUCACCUGUCCAUAACCUGUAUGCUCAUGGGAAGUUGGGAUAUCAUGCAUUCGUGCUCUUGUGUGUGAGCGUCUCUGUGUGAGUGAAUGUGUUUGUUUGUUUUUUGUCCGCCAGAGGGAGUGUAGGUUAUGCUGCUUUUUGAAUGCAUUUGAAUGCAGUGCCAGCUUUUAAUUAAAACGUGACUGUGAGUGGAUUGUGUCUGCUUGGUUUUAGAUCUGUGCAUGUAGUCAUUCUAGCUGUACUCACUUAAAAUGUGCAGCAUCCCUUCUGCACCGUAUCUUUACAUAUGCCUGUUUAUUAUCAGGCCACCUGUUUGACCUCCCAAAUAGUCUGAGACAGAAUAAGGGGGGAAAAAAGCUGCAGCAGGAUGAGUGAGCGCUCUGGUACAAGCACUCUGGUAGCCAUGACGCUGGAGGAGCCAGGGGCUGAACCAGCGUCCCCUCGAGCCCCGGGCCCUCUCCGCUGUGGCCCGUGUGCUGUGUGGCCUCGCCAGCAGACCUGGCUGUGUGCUGUACCCCUGGUGAUGGGAUUUGUAGGAUUGGGACUCAGUCUCAUGCUGCUCAAAUGGAUUGUGGUUGGCUCUGUGCAAGAUUAUGUCCCUACGGAUCUGGUUGAUCCAAAGAGUAUCAAUGGCCAGGACCCCAUAUUUCUCUCAAAGCCCAGCGCCAUGCCCAAGGGGCCUGACAUUUCCACGGCUACGACUUCUUUAGCUCCGUCUACUACAGCAAUGAUUUCAAUGACCACACCUCUGGCAGGAGAUGGUACUGCCCCAGCCCCAAGAACUCGAUCUGGUCCACCAGCAAACCACUCAGCAAAUGGCAGCAACCCCAACGGGGAUGGAAAUAGAGCCCCUCACCUGCACAAUCGAGUUGGCACCCGUAUAAGUGGGACUACAGUAACCACCUCCGCCACCCGUGCCACCCGUCUUACCCCUGCACCCAGUGGUAAGGAGGUCACGCCCCGCAGUAAUGUAAGGAAAGGAAGCAGCACAUCCAACGGACGCAAUGGAGCUGCCAAUUCAAAUCCUGGACAGACUUCUCCUACCGUCACCACCACGACAUCCACGACCACAACAGCUAUUUCUAAGGGCACCGCCAAGGUACCCCCAACAACGACCUCCCAGCCAGCAGUCCCACUGAAGCCCACAUCACGCUGGAAUCAGGGGCGUCCAGGGAGGGGUCCAGCCACACGCCCACACCACCGCUUCAGAACACCACUUGCCCCAACACUUCCAAGUGUACGUUCAGAAGUAUUCAAGCCAUGUGUGGAGGAUAAGGACCUUGCUUUCUGCCUGAAUGAAGGAGAAUGUUCCAUCAUUGAGACCGUGGCUGGAGUUCACAGACACUGCAGAUGUAAGGAGGGCUACCAUGGACUACGCUGCGACCAGUUUGUACCCAAGUCUGACGCCAUCUUGUCUGAUCCAACGGACGAACUUGGGAUCGAGUUCAUGGAGAGUGGUGACACCUACCAGAGGCAGGUGCUGUCCAUCUUCAGCAUUGCCUCGGGGAUCUGUCUUCUUGGAGUGGCAUGCAUGGCCCUCUACCGUCGCAACAAAAGACAUCGGGAAAAACUCCAGGCUCACUUCUCUGACAGCCGCAGCUUGAGAGAGUGUAGUGUCAAUGCCUCUGGUCUCAUGUCCAAGUCCACUCCCAGGAUUCAAUACAGUCUUCAUCUGCAAAAGGGUUGCAGCUCUCAUGGACCAUCUUUUAAGGGCAAUGUUGUGGCACCAGGCUCAUCCACAGUCACCCCACCUGUUCUCAGCAAAGCACUGUCAAAAGGGAAAUGCUUCAGGAGUAGCUCCCUUUCACUUAGCCCAGCCCAACAUCGAAGAGAAGUCAGCCACUUCAGGACUCCGCCCAUUUCCAGGGGGAAGCACAAAAUAUCGACAAGUUUAAUUGACAGCUCCAGAGUGGCAGGGCAUGUCUACAGACACCUGCAGGAGGAUGAGUCAACAGACAUGGAACCCAUUAAAAGGUGUGAUUCAGCCAGGACAAGUGUGGGCACGCUCACUACCAGGACCUCUCUUACCAGCCCUUCUGCCAGAAAAGGAUGGACAGAGGUCCCAUGCACCCGCCUGGACAAGGGGACACCUUUCCUGCCACAUUCCAUGCAUACUCGGUCUGUGCCAAUCAUCCCAUCACUCCAAGCAUGUGAUCCUGAAGCUAAACCUGCUCGCACAAAUGACCAGAACCAAACAGGGCUCCUAAAGUGGUGCCCUGCUCUGUCAGGUGAGCUGUCAAAGCCCACCAGCAAUCCUCCCCCUCAGCAUGGGAAUUUCUUGUUGAAGACGGAGAUCUCAGCCUGCAGCACUACCCCCUUUGCCAACACGUGUGCUCUGCUGGGAUCAGAGAAGAAUGUUACAAAGGCAUCGUUCUCUGUUGAAUUCGGAACAGAAAUUGUGCAAGAUUUAAAGCAGAAAAGCUUUUCCAGUCAAGAGAAAAUGUCUGGACCCCACAGUGAGUGCCACCAUGGUGGCACAAACACUAUCAAGGCUGAGGCUGAGAUGGUGCAGCAGUCAGAGGGUAAAGGUAUCCAAUAUUUAGCUGGAGCGGUGCACACUGCGAGUGCAACCAGAAGUGUGAAAGUAGAGGGCCAAAGAGAAGUCCAGGGACAGUGCCAAGGUCAGACAUCUCCCUCACACAGAAGGGCAAACAGCUUUCUGGCCACCAAAGGACUCAGCUGCAGAGGAACUGGAAACACUUAUGCCAAGCCCUCUGCAAGCUGAUUGGAUUAACUUUGUAAAGCUUCAAAGAAACCAUUUCUAAUUACUGGAUACCUUUUCUUGGGGCUUGGGAUGGUUAGACUAUGGGACCAUCUGUGUUGCAACAUGGACCAGUAACAGAUGGCAAUCAAUUCUAAAGGAAGAUUAACAUAGCGCAUUGUUGUUCAGAUAAAAAGAAAAAAAAAAAAAAUACAAACUUGACACAAAAGACAUGAAACCACAAAGAGACAAACAAACACACAUUGUGAAUAAAUG